This is a messenger RNA of Dacryopinax primogenitus, 969 nucleotides long. RefSeq names its product acetoin dehydrogenase. The record is from RefSeq and is a predicted model, not a curated record. NCBI's taxonomy places the organism in Eukaryota, Fungi, Basidiomycota, Dacrymycetes, Dacrymycetales, Dacrymycetaceae. Gene Ontology annotation, molecular function: oxidoreductase activity. The coding region runs from base 142 to 969 and encodes 275 amino acids. The transcript is spliced from 2 exons.
CCGCGAGCGCCGUAUCAGUACUGGCUUGGUCACUACUCCUAUUCUAUAUCCAACCAAGCAGGUCUGCUUUGCUGUCCUCUUGAACUUGAACCUCCACCCCCAACUGUAAUACUGGGACGCUGCUCUUCGAGGACAACAUUCAUGUCGACCUCCACUACGUCCAAAGUUGCCAUCAUCACCGGUGCCGAGUCUGGAAUUGGUCGGCAGAUCGCCUACGAACUUGCCGAGCGUGGAUAUGAUAUCGGUGCUACAUGGUUUGAUUCUCAGGAGGAGGGACAGAAAGUUUGUGAGCGUGUACGCGCGAUGGGCAGGCGGGCGGAGUUGCUGCAUCUCGACCUCACCGUCCUGCCGGAUUCCGAGAGCCUGGUGGACGACUUCAUCAAGCUCUUUGGAGAUCUGGAUCUGCUAGUCAACUGCGCUGGAGUAGGACGCAGAGGGACCAUCCUCGAAAUCGACUGGAACGACUGGCGCCGCACCUUCUCGAUCUGCGUCGACGGACCGUUCCUGCUCUCUCAACGUGCUUGCAAGCAUUGGGUCGCUCACAAUCGCCCCGGAGUGAUAAUUAACAUCACCUCUGUGCACGAACACACUCCCCACCCACGCAGCAUGGCGUACAAUAGUGCGAAACACGCACUCGGCGGGAUGACCAAGACGCUCGCGGUGGAUAUGGCCAAGUACGGUAUCCGGUGCGUCGCCGUCGCUCCCGGGAUGAUCGCCACGGCUUCGAACGGGAUGGACGAAGACAAGUCCUUCGAGUACCUUGUCCGGGGCUUGCCUGCACAAAGGCCCGGUCAUCCGAGGGAGAUCGCAAAGCUCGUCGCGUUCCUGGCGAGCGAGGACGCUGGGUAUAUUACGGGCACCUCCUUUGCUGUUGAUGGAGGCUUCCUUGUUACCAAUGCCCAGUUCCCUCCGCCUGGACUGCAGGUCGAGGAGGGCGGAAAAGAGGUCCCCCACCCCCCUUGGCAUUAA